GGGGAGUGACGAGACAGAGAAAGAGAGAGAGAGAGAGAGAGAGAGAGAGAGAGAGAGAGAAUGCAUAUAUACAUCCCACGGAGGCUGGCGCUCACAUUCCCAGCUGGAUUACUGCACAACUUGGGAGACCAUUUUAACCAACCAAGAAACAUCUCCAGCUGGUUGUUUAAGCUAGCAAGGUACGCGACCAUGAACAGUGUGGCAAACUGGCUGGUGGAGAACAAGGACAAGAUAGAGAAAGGGGUGGACAUCAUGGGGCAAGCCUCCGAGGUGUUGGCCUCCACCGUGGGCCAGCUCCACCCCAUCCUGGAAGCCGUCUUCAUGGCUUCGGCCGAGAUCCUCAGCAAUCCCGACGGCAAAGAGGCCGUCUACUUGACACAGAAGAUCGAUGAGGUCAACCAGAAGCUGGUGGGCAUCCAGAACGAGAUCGAUAAAAUUGCUCUGGAGCUGCAGAGGACGUCCAUGAACAAGCAGAACUUUGACCGCGAGGCUCAGAUGCUGGGCCAGUAUGAGAAGUUCCAGGAGUUCAUCAACGCCAAGCCAGACUGGAAGGCGAAGAAGAAGGAGAAGUUCCUCAAGUAUUACGAGAACACCGACGGCGACUUGAACUUGGACGCUCUCUACUACGCCGUCAUGGGGGAGAACACAUCAGGUGACCCCAUGCUGGACACGGUGGUCGCCACGGAGCAGAGGAGCAGGAGGGCGGUGGAGGACUUUUGUGCUUCGCUGAAGAAGCUAUUCGUGGUUGGCCUCAUCGCCGUCAUGGGCUAUGCCGCCCUCAAGGAGGGCGUGGUGGAGACGGACUUAGUGACCAAGUGGCAGGAGCGAAUGGAGACGGUGGAGAAACGAAUGAAAACCGCCGUGGAUUACUGCACAGAGACUUUUCUGGACCAGGCCAAGCUGGACCUGGAAGACCAGCUCAAGGAGAACCCCGGCACAGUCAGCGAGGACUUCACCCAAGUCCUGCUGGACUCUCUGGUGAAGAAGUACGACUGGGUCAAAUGGUCGGUGAGAGCCUUCAACAGCAGGGAGCGCAUCUUCUUCUACAACUGGCUGGCGGGGAGGAAGUUCCACGGCAGCGGCGGCGCCAACUGGUUUGACGCCACCACCAGCAACAAGAUCAAAGUGGUCGUGUCCUUCUGCGUGGACCCCCAGCCCAUCGACAAGAGCCAGAUCAGGGAGCAGAUCGAGCAACAGAAGCUGAAGGGGAACAUGAUGGCGGUGGCGCUGACGCUGAACCGAUGCUUCCCCAACUGCCUGGUGCACGCCGUCAGCCAUUACAAGGAGGUGGUGGAGUCCAACAACUUCAGCGUGGAGAGCUACUACUACGGCAAACACAAACGAGCCUUCCUGUGCAUCCACCCGCAGUAGACCGUUACGCUAAUGACCUCGUUAAAGUCAAGUGUUGCUGUGUUGUGUCAUCUGCCUGGACUCUGAAGAAGCACCUUUAUGACUGUGUUGGAACCCGCUUGUGUACCCCCCCCCCCCCCCCCCCCCGUUUAUGUCCACCAACUCAUCGAGUCCCGAUCCAAGUCAAGUCAAGUCAAGUCAAGUUUAUUUGUAUAGCCCUUAAAACAAAAUCCCAAAAUGAAGGGAUUUUAGCGAAAAAGAAACCUUGAGAAGUCAUAAUUAUUAUUAUUAUAUUAUUAUAAUUAAUAACAAUUAUAGUAAUGUCUUUAUAAAAAAUACAAUCAUAGUAAUAAUUACUACCAAAAGUGCCGUCUUGCUAACUUCCUUAUUAGCGCUAAGCAGCGUGAAAUGGAAAUUGUUUCAGUACACAGCAUUAAAACAUACAUACACUUCCUGUUCAGUGCAAAGUAAGCUUCAAAAUAAAAGCAAGGCAGUACAGUAAACCUCGGAUAUAUCGGAUUCAAUUGUUCCCACUGGUUUUGUCCGAUAUAAGCGAAAUCCGUUAUAUGCGUAUACCGGAAAAUGUCCGUUUUACGCAUAUAUCGGAUUUAUAUCCGGUAUAUGCGUAAAUGGGAUUUUAUCCGUUAUAAAAAGGCACUUCCUUGACUAUGUUUCCAAUGUACCUGGACGCGCAGGCAACGCUGCAAACGCUGCAAAUGACGUCGUAUAGCGGCCUGUCACGAUUCGGCGAAUCGGAGCGCCACGAUGCGGCCAUCCGAUAUAUGCGAGGGAAAUUUCAUGGAAAUGCAUUGGAACGGGACUGGAGAUUUUGUCCGAAAUAGGCGAAAUCCGUUAUAAAAAAUCCGAUAUAUGCAAUGAAUUUUUAUUGGAAAUGCAUUACAGAAAAAUCGCUUCUUUUUUAUCUGUCCGUUGUGAGCGAAUUUCCGAUAUAUCCGAGUCCGAUAGAUCCGAGGUUUACUGUAUUAACCUGGGUUUAUUGUGAAUUAUUAGCCACCAGAAGUUCAAGCUUUAUUGUAUGGAAGCCCGUUUCGGCCACUGUAAGAAAAAAUAUACGUCAAUGGAGAAUCACGAUUAUGGAAUCAAAAGUCAGAACCAUGAGAUAAAAAGUGGAAUUUGUAAGAUAUAAUUUUUUGAUAAAAUAUUAAUAUACAAUAUUUGGGAGCUGUCUCCACUGGAGCCUUGUCUCAUGUGCAGUUUCUAUCUCAUAACUUAAUUCAUAAUUAUGAAUUUCCUGUCUCAUCAUUCUGACAUUUCAAUUUUUCCCAUGAUUUUGACUUUAUCUCAUAAUUUGGACUUUUUAAUCUCAUAAUUUUGAAUUUUUAUCUCACUAUUAUUACUGUUUUUGUAAUUUCAACUUCUUAAUGUCAUAAUUCAGAUUUUUUUAUCUUGUCAUUUUGACAUUUAAUAAUUGGCUGCACGGCGGACGAGUGGUUAAGCGUGCAGACCUCGCAGCUAGGAGACCAGAGUUCAAUCCCACCCUUUUACCCGAAGACAGCUGGGAUAGGCUCCAGCACCUCCCGCGACCCACAAAUUAUUUUCCUCUUUUUAUCUCAUAAUUAUGACUUUCUCAUCUCAUAAUUAGGACUUUUUAAUCUCUUUUUAUCUCAUAAUUUUUACACUGAUCUAAUAGUUAUGACCUUUUUUAUCUCCUAUUUAUGACUUUGGAUGUCAUAAUGAUGACUUUGUAUCAUAAUUAGUAUGUUAUUUCAGAUUUAAAAUUUUUAAUCUCCUAAUAAUGACUUUCUUAUGUCAUAAUUUGGAAUUUAAAUCUCAUAAUUUAGACAUUUAGCCCAUAAUUAUGACUUUCCUAUCUCAUGAUAUGCCUUUAUAUUUCAUAAUAUAUCAUAUAUUUUCAUAAUUUAAAUGUUUCUCAUAUUUUUUUACUUUUUAUCUGAUAGAUAUGACUUUCUUAUGUCAUAUUUUCAACAUUUUGUCUCAUAAUUCAGACUUUUUUUUCAGUGGGUUAAAGGGGCUUCCAUAUUAUUGCCUUUGUAGUCAAGACAUCCAACAAAAUUACAUAAGAGUAUAAAAUAUAUGAAAACUGAAUAAUCCAAAUAAAAAUAUGCACAAAUAGAGGAAAACCGUGGCAAAGGUUGAAAAAUGUAUUAUCACAAGUAAAGGUGCUCGGUUAUGCCGACAAACACUUAUGUCGACGUGAGUCAGCCAGGGGCGUCGACAUAAACGGGUUUCAUCGCAUUACAAAUUCACCCUUUGAUGUUUGAUGUUGCACAAAACUCAUUUCAAAACAUUAGAGCCAUAACUGUCAUCACUUACAUCGUCAUCAGCGGUGGAGCCUUGAAGCUUGCAUUGCUGUGGAAUUGUACGCAACAUAUGAAUGAUAUAACGUUGAAAACUACACCCAUAUGUACAUUUCCAAUGGUCCAAUAUUUCCAAAUAAACCAUAUGUCAGUCAA
Molecule: messenger RNA, 3785 nt
Organism: Doryrhamphus excisus (bluestripe pipefish)
Lineage: Eukaryota; Metazoa; Chordata; Actinopteri; Syngnathiformes; Syngnathidae
Product: protein rapunzel
Source: RefSeq, a predicted model, not a curated record